Molecule: messenger RNA, 5220 nt
Organism: Cydia splendana
Lineage: Eukaryota; Metazoa; Arthropoda; Insecta; Lepidoptera; Tortricidae
Gene: ABCB7
Product: iron-sulfur clusters transporter ABCB7, mitochondrial
Exons: 15
Coding region: 62-2215 (717 amino acids)
Biological process (GO): intracellular iron ion homeostasis; transmembrane transport
Cellular component (GO): mitochondrial inner membrane
Molecular function (GO): ABC-type transporter activity; ATP hydrolysis activity; ATP binding
Source: RefSeq, a predicted model, not a curated record
AUGCUGUCAAUGUCAGAUGUCAGUUGUAGUGUAGUUGUCAUGUCAUUGUCAAUUGGUAAUCAUGGCGGCUGUGCUGCUGUCAAAUACAAAAUUCCCUAAUAUUAUUAAAAACCAUGUUAGAUUUAGGAAUUCGUUAUCAAGUAAUAAAUUGGUAAUUUUAAAUAAACCACAGUUCAAUUUAAUAUGUAAACAAUAUGCGGUUACAAGUAAUUUUAGGUUUCACAGCACGCAACCACCAAGCGGUGCUGGAGGCUCAGACGCGGCUAAAAACGUACUGGCAGUGGUGUUAGCAAACAAACCAAAAGCUGGAAAAAUUCCAGUUGGUAUCCAAAAGAGAGACUGCUUUCACCCAGGUGCCUCUGUUUUGUCCCGAGAAGACAUAAACUUGGGGGACGCGAAGCCGGUGUCUGGUGCUGAUAUGAUCAGGGGCAUGCUGGCGUACAUAUGGCCUCAGGACAACGCCGCAAUCCGCAACCGAGUGAUGCUGUCCCUGUCCCUCCUGUUCGGCGCGAAGAUAAUGAAUGUUACCGUCCCUUUCCUAUUCAAAUACGCCGUGGACGAAGUGAACGCGGCCACGGCGACUUCUGGAGACGCCUUAUUGGGGAUGGCGACCGUUCCACAGGCGUUGGGAACUACCGCGUUUAGUUUACUUGUUGGAUACGGCAUAGCUCGAGCAACAGCAGCCGGGUUCAACGAGCUAAGGAACGCCGUGUUCGCGCGCGUAGCCCAGCACUCCAUCCGCCGGCUCGCCUGCAACGUGUUCACGCACAUACACAACCUGGAUCUUAGCUUCCAUCUGGGCCGACAGACCGGCGCUCUUUCCAAGACGAUAGACCGCGGCUCGCGCGCCAUCAACUUCGUCCUUUCAGCCAUGGUGUUUAACAUUGUGCCAACUAUCUUCGAGCUGACGUUGGUGUCUUCCAUUCUGGGGUUGAAAGGAGGCUUGGCGUUCACAGGUCUCGCGUUCGGCUGCGUCGGCGUGUACGCAGCGUUCACGCUCGCGAUCACACAGUGGCGCACGAAGUUCCGCGUGCACAUGAACAAAGCUGAGAACGAGGCCGGGAACAAGGCCAUCGACUCGCUCAUCAACUACGAGACGGUCAAGUACUUCAACAACGAAAAAUACGAAUUGGAGAAAUACGACAAGAGCCUCCAAAAGUACGAGGCCGCUUCCCUCAAGACGGCCUCAAGCCUCGCGGCGCUCAACUUCGGCCAACACGCCAUAUUCAGCGGCGGACUCAGCAUGAUCAUGAUAUUGGCUGCCAACGAGAUUGUUAAAGGCAACAUGACGGUGGGCGACCUGGUAAUGGUGAACGGGCUGCUGUUCCAGCUGUCGAUCCCGCUCGGCUUCCUCGGCUCGGUGUACCGCGAGGUGCGGCAGGCGCUCAUCGAUAUGCAGACCAUGUUCACGCUCAUGACCGUGGAAUCCAGAAUUAAGGAAAAAUCCGAAGCUGUACCCCUCAAAGUAGACCAGAACACAGCCACCAUUGAAUUCAAAGACGUCAGUUUCAAGUACAUAAAUGGAAAGCCGAUUUUCAACAAUUUGAGCUUCACUAUCCCCGCUGGCAAGAAGAUUGGUAUCGUUGGAGGCUCAGGGAGUGGUAAAUCAACGAUGGUUCGUCUACUGUUCCGGUUCUUCGAGCCACAGUCGGGCGAGAUUCUCGUGGCCGGCCAGAACAUUCGCGACGUCGACUUGCCCAGCUUGCGGAGAGCCGUAGCCAUCGUGCCUCAGGACUGUGUGUUAUUCCACGACACGAUUUUGCAUAACCUACACUAUGGCGACCUCUCGCGGCCGGUAGAGGAAGUUUACAAGGCGAGCCAGAUGGCCGAGCUGCACGAGUCCGUCAAAACGUGGCCCAAGGGCUACGAAACACAAGUGGGCGAGCGCGGACUGAAAUUAUCUGGAGGAGAAAAACAGCGAGUAGCCAUCGCCCGAGCCAUACUCAAGGACUCGCCUAUAAUAGUGUUCGAUGAGGCCACGUCCAGUCUUGACUCGCUUACUGAACAUGCAAUCCUGCAAGCCCUCAAAGCGGCAACAAUAGGCCGCACGUCCAUCUGCAUAGCGCACCGUCUGUCCACCGUCGCGGACGCCGAUGAAAUACUAGUGCUGGAAAAUGGCAAUAUAACAGAUAGAGGGAAGCACGACGACCUUAUAGCUAAGAGUGGAUCGCUCUACGCAAGGCUGUGGGAGAAACAAAACAGAGAAAUCAAAUGAGUCACGGGCGUGAGAGUAUAGACAAUACAGCGUUGGGCUUACCAAGUACCUAUAGUUUGGCAAGCCGUUUCCGUCAGUAGAAAAAGGCGGCAAAUUUAAAAAUAGUAGGCGCGACGGGUUGUCCUAUAGUAGAAAAUUUUAAUUGCGCGCCUUUUUCAACUGGGUAAAGUGGGUUUGUCAGAGUAUACUAUACAGCCAAGAUGUAUGCCAAUCAUAGACACAAGGUAGGAUUCUUGACUAUGGUUUUGACGAAUUCAUACGCUUUUUUUUAACUCGAGGUAAUCCUUUCUAAAACUUAUUAAAAUUUAAAAAAGGAUUACUGUAGCCGAAUGAAGAAAUGUUAUUGUAUAUAUAUUUAUAAUUAUUAUUUUAAUAUACCUAUACAACCUUCAAUAUAUGACAAUGCUCUAGUCUUGAUAUGGUCACGGUACUCACGGUCUGUAAUUGCCAGCCACUUGUGGCUUUCCAUUAGAGAAGGUUCCUUAUGCUCCAUGUGCAAUAAGGACCUUUUUGUCAUAAUUUCUCUUGGAAAGGACCUUAUUGCAUAUAAGUAAAGCGGAAGGACCCUUCUUGUAAAGGAAAGCCACAUUUGUAGUUGAAGCUAAAUUGUUCCAUAUUGUGAUGUUAACAAGAAGUGUACCCUUAGUGUCUUAUCAAUCAAAUCGUUGAAAAAAAAUCGUUCUCUCAAAUUACCAAUAAGAAGAGAGAACGAUUUUAUGACACAAACAUCAACGAUUUAAUGACGUGUUUUUUUAACGAUGGCAGCGCCAUCUGCUAUGACCUUUGCGCGUUUAUCGUUACUAUGAUUUAAUUGUAAUUAAGAACGGCUGCUAUUUAACUGAUCACCAGAUUUAGUAAAAUUUAAUACCAAAAAAAUCUAUUUUACCACCCUAAAAUAAUAAAUGACCACCAAAAUUGUAACCACAUUUUAAUUAAAAAUGUGGAAAUAUUUAAUAUAUCGUUAUCCUAUUAAAUUAAUUAAUCCACUUCGUCAUCAUUUUCUAGUAGCAUUUUAUUUCUGUAACAGUCGCAGUUCUAACCUAACCUUACCCACUUUUCUAGUAGCAUUUCGUUCCUGUAAGGGUCGCAGUUCAAACCUAACCUAACCCACUUUUCUAGUAGCAUUUCUUUUCUGUAAGGGUCGCAGUUCAAACCUAACCCACUUUUCUAGUAGCAUUUCGUUUCUGUAAGGGUCGCAGUUCAAACCUAACCUGACCCACUUUUCUAGUAGCAUUUCGUUUCUGUAAGGGUCGCAGUUCAAACCUAACCCACUUUUCUAGUAGCAUUUCAUUUCCGUAAGGGUCGCAGUUCAAACCUAAUCUAACCAACUUUUCUAGUAGCACUUCGUUUCUGUAAGGGUCGCAGUUCAAACCUAACCUAACCCACUUUUCUAGUAGCAUUUAGUUUCUAUAAGGGUCUUAGUUCCAACCUAUCCUAACCCACUUUUCUAGUAGCGUUUCGUUUCUGUAAGGGUCGCAGUUCAAACCUUUUUUUUUUUUUGAUGACCCAGGGGGAAUCCUUUAUGGAUCUCACUGGCCCGGGAGAAGCUCAGUGGGUAUGUCCGACUUCCACAGACUAAACCCCCUGGGGUGUUCCGCCGCGCGCUUUGUUGGCGGGGUUACGGGAACUCGAUUGUAGACCUCCGAUACCCCGUCGGCGUUGCUCUUGCGAGCCCAUCAUUUGGGGCUGCUCUAGCAGCUUACUCCGCUGAAGGCUCCUCGGAACACUUGAGGGCCUUCCAGCUCGAAACCUCUUCAGGCGAGUGAUGGAACUCCCGACCCAUCACCCGCAGGUUCCCGUUAAGGCGGCAUUAUCCUUGCUGCGAAGGCUCUUCUCCGCCUACCUGGCCUCCUUCGGCGCUGAGGAAGCGAGUUUGCGUCGUCCUCGCGCGAUCGUUCUGCGGUUUCCUUUUGUGUCAGAACGGUGACGCUAAAGGAAGCCACUGCCAACCAUGCCUCCUCACUGCUGAUCAUACGGCGUAUUAGCGCCGGCAGUGAGAGGUCUCCUCCCACAGCCGCGGCCAGGGCAGCGCGAGGCUCCGCCCAUGCAGGGCAUAUCUCGCGCGUGUGUUGGGCCGUGUCCACGGCUCUUCCAUCACAAUGGUGGCACACUGUCCUCGGCUCUCUUCCCACCCUCUCACACAGGUACCAGCCGAAGCAGCCGUGCCCCGUCAGGAGCUGUGUGAGGUGGAAGGAGGGUACACCGUGCUUGCGUUCGACCCAUUCUUUCAGAACGGGCCGAACAGCGGCCACCAGGUCCCGGCUAGCUCCCGGGUCGCAGUUCAAACCUAACCUAACCUAACCCUAACCUAACUAAGUAAUUUUGGCAUCAUUUUACUUUAUUUGGUAAUAUAUAUACAUUUUUUGGUAAUCAUAGUGGUUUAUUUAGGUGAAAAUAUCACAUUAAUUUGGUCUUCAAGAUUUGGUGACCAUUAAUGAUUUUUGGUGAUCAUUCAAUAUAUUUGGUACUUGAAUACAAUUUGAAGUGCAGUCGUAAUUAAAUCGGUAGUACUUUUGUAUUUUUAGGCCUUAUUUUUUUGGUGUUCAGUAAUUUUUUUUGGUAAGCAUGAUUUUUUUAUUUAGGGUACCAAAGUAUUUUUUGGUGGUCAUUAUAUUUGUAGCCAUUAAGAACUUACGAGUAUGUGCCUGGUGCACACAUGUUAAACAUUUUACCGAUGUAUUAUUUCCACAAGUAUGUGUUGUUUCCAAUGUAUAUGUCCGGUUUUAAGACUACGGAAUAAAAAUCGUUAUUUGACAAACUAACCAAGAAGAUUUAGGGUCAGUUGUACCAAACCAUAUGUCACCGUUAAAACGUUCGCAAAAUUUUGUUGUAUGAGUGUGUGAUAAGUGUGGUUGGUGCAACCGGACCGGGCCUUAAAAGUGUCAAUGUAAACAAACGAAAGUUACACAUUAUAAAGUGUUAUUUGACUGUUGUAUUGUAAAAUUUAGACCAUAAAACACGUCGUUGAGUAUUUGUACAGUUGAUUAAGUAUAUUAUUUUGUUUA